ACCCAAUUCACCAGAGCUGAGCCUUUGAGGCUUUUAGCUCUUUUCUUCUUACCCCCUCUUUAGAUUCACCAUCUUCGGGGGCGGGGGAGCCAUUUGGUUUUCUUUAUAAUUUCUUUCUUAUUUCUUUAUCUCUAUCUCUUGCCUAUUUUUUGUUUUUGUUUUCCACUGUUUUGUUUUCACUCCGGUUUUCAUUCUCUCUGUCUGUCUCUGUCUCUCUGUGUUUCUGUGUAUCUGUCUCUGUCUGUCUCUGUCUCUGUGUCUCUGUCUCUGUGUCUCUGUCUCUGUCUCUGUCUCUCUCUCUCUCUCUCUCUCUCUCUCUCUCUCUCUCUCUCUCUCUCUCUCUCAGAAAUCGCUUUGGGGAACCCAGCUUGCAGCCAGUGAACCCGCCUUCCAGAUUGGUGUGAAGACAGAAGUGAGCUUCGUUUUAGGCGUAGCACGGCCAGGCAGAAGAAAAUGGGGCAAAGCAUGCUCCGGGCGGUCUUCCUUUUAGUCCUGGGGCUUUUGGGUCAUUCUCACGGAGGAUUCCCCAACACCAUCAGCAUAGGUGGACUUUUCAUGAGAAACACGGUGCAGGAGCAUAGUGCUUUCCGUUUUGCCGUGCAGUUAUACAACACCAACCAGAACACCACUGAGAAGCCCUUCCAUUUGAAUUACCACGUCGACCACUUGGAUUCCUCCAACAGUUUUUCUGUGACUAAUGCUUUCUGCUCCCAGUUCUCCAGAGGGGUGUAUGCUAUCUUUGGAUUCUAUGACCAGAUGUCAAUGAACACCCUGACCUCCUUCUGUGGGGCCCUGCACACAUCCUUUGUCACACCUAGCUUUCCCACUGAUGCAGAUGUGCAGUUUGUCAUCCAGAUGCGCCCAGCCCUGAAGGGGGCCAUUCUGAGUCUUCUGGGCUACUACAAGUGGGAGAAGUUUGUAUACCUCUAUGACACAGAACGAGGGUUUUCCAUACUACAAGCAAUUAUGGAAGCAGCAGUGCAGAACAACUGGCAAGUGACCGCAAGGUCUGUGGGGAACAUAAAGGACGUCCAGGAAUUCAGACGCAUCAUUGAAGAAAUGGACAGAAGGCAGGAAAAACGAUACUUGAUUGACUGUGAAGUCGAAAGGAUUAACACAAUUCUGGAACAGGUUGUGAUCCUGGGGAAACAUUCAAGAGGUUAUCACUACAUGCUUGCUAACCUGGGUUUUACUGACAUUUCCCUGGAAAGAGUCAUGCAUGGGGGAGCUAAUAUUACAGGUUUCCAGAUUGUCAACAAUGAAAACCCAAUGGUUCAGCAGUUCAUACAGCGCUGGGUGAGACUGGAUGAAAGGGAAUUUCCUGAAGCCAAGAAUGCACCACUAAAGUACACAUCUGCAUUGACACACGAUGCAAUACUGGUCAUAGCAGAAGCCUUCCGAUACCUGAGGAGGCAGCGAGUGGAUGUAUCCCGCCGAGGCAGUGCUGGAGACUGCUUAGCGAAUCCUGCUGUGCCCUGGAGUCAAGGAAUUGAUAUUGAGAGAGCUCUGAAAAUGGUGCAAGUACAAGGAAUGACUGGAAACAUCCAAUUCGAUACUUACGGACGUAGGACAAAUUAUACCAUUGAUGUGUAUGAAAUGAAAGUCUCAGGCUCUCGAAAAGCUGGUUACUGGAAUGAGUAUGAAAGGUUUGUGCCCUUCUCAGAUCAGCAAAUCAGCAAUGACAGUUCAUCCUCAGAGAACCGGACCAUCGUAGUGACUACCAUUCUGGAAUCACCAUAUGUAAUGUAUAAAAAGAACCAUGAGCAAUUGGAAGGAAAUGAGCGCUAUGAAGGCUAUUGUGUUGAUUUAGCCUAUGAAAUAGCCAAACAUGUAAGGAUCAAAUACAAAUUAUCCAUAGUCGGGGAUGGGAAAUAUGGAGCACGGGAUCCAGAGACUAAAAUAUGGAAUGGCAUGGUUGGGGAACUUGUCUAUGGAAGAGCUGAUAUAGCUGUUGCUCCGCUCACUAUAACAUUGGUCCGUGAAGAAGUCAUAGAUUUUUCAAAGCCAUUUAUGAGCCUGGGAAUCUCCAUCAUGAUAAAGAAGCCUCAGAAAUCAAAACCAGGCGUAUUUUCGUUCCUGGAUCCUUUAGCUUAUGAAAUCUGGAUGUGCAUUGUCUUUGCCUACAUUGGAGUCAGUGUGGUUCUCUUCCUAGUCAGCAGAUUUAGCCCUUACGAAUGGCACUUGGAAGACAACAAUGAAGAACCUCGUGACCCACAAAGCCCUCCUGAUCCUCCGAAUGAAUUUGGAAUAUUUAACAGUCUUUGGUUUUCCUUGGGUGCUUUUAUGCAACAAGGAUGUGAUAUUUCUCCAAGGUCACUUUCUGGGCGCAUUGUUGGAGGAGUUUGGUGGUUCUUCACCCUGAUCAUAAUUUCUUCCUACACUGCAAACCUUGCUGCUUUCCUGACUGUGGAGAGGAUGGUGUCCCCCAUUGAGAGUGCUGAAGAUUUAGCCAAGCAGACUGAAAUUGCAUAUGGGACCCUGGACUCUGGUUCAACAAAAGAAUUUUUCAGAAGAUCCAAAAUUGCUGUGUAUGAGAAAAUGUGGUCUUACAUGAAAUCAGCAGAGCCAUCUGUAUUUACCAAAACAACAGCUGAUGGUGUAGCCCGAGUUCGCAAGUCCAAGGGGAAGUUCGCCUUCCUGCUGGAGUCAACCAUGAAUGAGUACAUUGAGCAGAGAAAGCCAUGUGAUACGAUGAAAGUUGGUGGAAAUCUGGAUUCCAAAGGCUAUGGUGUGGCAACCCCUAAAGGCUCAGCAUUAAGAACGCCUGUAAACCUUGCAGUAUUGAAACUCAGUGAACAAGGCAUCUUAGACAAGCUGAAAAACAAAUGGUGGUACGAUAAGGGGGAAUGUGGAGCCAAGGACUCCGGGAGUAAGGACAAGACCAGUGCUCUAAGCCUGAGCAAUGUGGCAGGCGUGUUCUAUAUACUUGUCGGAGGUCUGGGUCUGGCCAUGAUGGUGGCUUUGAUAGAAUUCUGUUACAAAUCACGGGCAGAGUCCAAACGCAUGAAACUCACAAAGAACACCCAAAACUUUAAGCCUGCUCCUGCCACCAACACUCAGAAUUAUGCUACAUACAGAGAAGGCUACAACGUGUAUGGAACAGAAAGUGUUAAAAUCUAGGGAUCCCUUCCCACUGGAAGCAUGUAAUGAGAGGAAAUCGCUGAAAAUGUGGCUGCUUCAAGGAUCCUGAGCCAGAUUUCACUCUCCUUGGUGUCGGGCAUGACACGAAUAUUGCUGAUGGUGCAAUGACCUUUCAAUAGGAAAAACUGAUUUUUUUUUUCCUUCAGUGCCUUAUGGAACACUCUGAGACUCGUGACAAUGCAAACCAUCAUUGAAAUCGUUUUGCUUUGCUUGAAAAAAAAAAUAAAAUAAAACCAAGAAAAAAGUGGACAUGCAAGAUUCCAGUAUGCGGGAAAAAAAAUCUUAAUAAAAACAUCAGUUCAACAAAAGCCAUUCUUUGAUACCACUGCACAAUAUACAAAACCAUGUUCUUUAAUACACACACACACACACACACACACACACACACACACACGCAUACAUAUACAUGCAUACAUGCAUGUAUACACACACACACACACACAAAUUAAAUUCCAGUUCAGCAAAUAGACCCAUCUUAGCUAAAAGAAGUAAUUCCUCCUGAUUAAAAAAAAAAAUCUGUCUCCCAGUGUUUGGGCAGACAAACAGGCAUUUCUUCUAGGAUCUGCUGAUCAGAUGUUUUUGGUAUUUCCUGUUGGUGGUGAUGUUCUGUGCACCCUAUUUCCUUUCGAUGUUGCUGAAAUGUGUAUAUCUUUAGAAUGUAAAUGUGACACUUAAGAAAAUUCAAAUGCUUUGGGAAAGAGACUGAGUGGUGACUUGGUGUUCUUGCAAUGGUUUUGUGGGGGAAAAAAUGUGUGGAGAACUUCCCAUAGUGGAAGUGAAGGGAUUAAUAGAGCUUUUGAAGUUGACUUCUGUGUGUAGCAAGGGGUGGAGCACUAUCAGGCCUACCUCUCGGUGCUUUCCUAAAGUGGAUCCCGGAGCUUUCCAAGAAGCCUGGAUUUACAGCUCACAGAUCUGUUUCUCUUGAUUCAGUGUGCAUUUUAAGUUGAUAUAGCCAAGUAGUAAGCAUUGAGGUGAGGGAAAUGCUGCCUAUUCUCCCAGUUGUGUUUGGAAUAUCUUUCUCAGAAACAACACUGUGUUUAGCUCUGCUUUCUCUGCUAAGUAUGCCUUUCAAGUGUACAACACGGAGACAGGACCGUGUUACAAGGCAGGCCAGUGGGUUCAGACCACAGUUCUCAAUCUGACUUUACUCUUGCUAGGUCUGUUUUACCAGCUGUUGCCUGUUACCGCCUGCCUGUGGCUCUCCGUCAGACUGCAUGUGUCCUUUUCUAGUUUGCAAAGACUAAGAUGCAUUCCCAAACCUAUUGCUAACCUGAGGGACCUCAGCAUCACUCCCAGGUCCUUGCUUGGAGCAGUUUCUCUACAGACUCACCGAAGAUCGCUCCACUGCUCCAUGGGCUAUCAAGUAACUAAUUGCAUACCUGCUGUUGGCAUCAUCAGAACAGUCAGAGGAAAUAGUCUCCGCUCACUAAUUACCUCCUAUAUAACGACGUAUGCUUUAUGUAGUUCAGUAGUUUGCUCUCAUCAGUAAUGUACAUUGGAAAGUUUCCAGACUGUACAAAUUAGGAGCCCACCUUCAUUUCCCAAGUGUGACCCUUAGAUGCUUAGUUGACUCGCUGCAUAUUUGCUCUCGUCUUUAGAAAAGAAAAGAAGAGGUCUCGUUCCAAUGAAACAUUUCCAGAAAGGUGUAAUAUAAACUUUCAUUCCAGAAAGUGUGUCAUAAGCAAAUAACUCACAUGUCAGAUUUUAAAUGGUAUUGAACACAAAAGAAAGCUGUUGUGUUUUGUUUUGUUUUCAUGAAACUGUGAUUUUUCAACUUAUGAAUGCUAUGAUGUCCCAGUGCGGGAAGCUAAUGCUGUGUGAAUAUGAAGUUGUAUAAAACAAAGCAACCAACCUAUACACAAAUGUUUUCAUAGGCACUGUAUAAAGAGAAAUGUAUGUUUAUUGACUCAAAUCAGUUUUUCAGAGAGGAAACUUUACUGAGAUUAAGAAGCAGGUAAAUUGGUUUGUUAUUUAAAAAAAAAAAACUUGCAUGUUUAAAAAAAUGUUGAUUGCUUCAAAUUUCUGCUAUUAACUUCAAGCUAUGGGAUUUUGGCGGUAGUCACUUGAGGAUUUUUUUCCAAUUCUUUUCUUUUUGUUGUUAAAGCUGUACUUCAGUGAACAGAAAAAUUGCCAAGCAAACUAAUGGCCGUAAAAGUGUAAAUUGCAUGUGUGGGCAUAAUUACCGAACCUCAUUGCUAUGAGGUAUUGUACAAAGUUUUAAUACAUUUUGUAAAUAAAAUUGUAAAGAAAGA
This is a messenger RNA of Onychomys torridus (southern grasshopper mouse), 5393 nucleotides long. It is a transcript of the gene Gria3, whose product is annotated as glutamate ionotropic receptor AMPA type subunit 3. Lineage: Eukaryota; Metazoa; Chordata; Mammalia; Rodentia; Cricetidae. Gene Ontology annotation, cellular component: plasma membrane; AMPA glutamate receptor complex; postsynaptic membrane. Gene Ontology annotation, biological process: modulation of chemical synaptic transmission; monoatomic ion transport; synaptic transmission, glutamatergic. Gene Ontology annotation, molecular function: transmitter-gated monoatomic ion channel activity involved in regulation of postsynaptic membrane potential; AMPA glutamate receptor activity. The coding region runs from base 454 to 3120 and encodes 888 amino acids. The record is from RefSeq and is a predicted model, not a curated record. The transcript has 17 exons.